AUGGUUCUCCCAUUCGAACCCUCAAAGCCCGUCAGGUUCUACGGCUCAAGCCUCCCCCGUCCCCGAAUCCACGUCAACUCCGACGGUAGCGACCGUGUAGAUCCUCCUCUCUCCGUCACCGGCCCGCUCAUGUCCUGGGCCGAAGAAGCGCACUGGUCCAUGGGCGGACUCAGCUUCAAACGCCUCCGUCUCAUGGGUAAAAUCGUAGGCAACGUUGAAGAACUCCGUACUCAACGCGAGAAAGAAUUCAACGCUUAUUCUCUUUCCCAUGCCAAAAGCCCUAGCUCCGAUGUUCCCAGAUCUAAGGGCUCUCCUUCACCUUCACCUCCUUCACCUUCACCACCGCCUGCUCCGUUUGCUUCAAAGCGUCGUAGACUCGAGACUCUUCUUGAGGAGGAAGAGGAGGAAGUCAGGGUUCCGAGUCCUGUGACUCGUGGAAGGCGUUUGGUCAAGAAGCUUGGUGAUGAUUUCGAUCGAGUUGCUUCUCCUCACAAGAAGCGUGCUGCUGAGGUGGUUGUUGCUGAUUCGGUGGUUGCUCCGGUGAAGACUCGGAGUCGGAAAUUGGUUAAAAUCGGUGAUGCUGUGAAGAAGGUUGUUGAAGGGAAAGAGAAAUUGAGAAAGAAGGUUGUUGAAGAGGAAGAGGAAAGUCCUGUUUCUGGGAUUAGGGUUAGAGUUUCUCCUAGAUUGACCAAGACUAGGUCUAAUUAG
Vicia faba (fava bean) is the source of this 708-nucleotide messenger RNA. The record is from the annotation of a GenBank genome assembly. Lineage: Eukaryota; Viridiplantae; Streptophyta; Magnoliopsida; Fabales; Fabaceae.